Molecule: messenger RNA, 540 nt
Organism: Drosophila hydei
Lineage: Eukaryota; Metazoa; Arthropoda; Insecta; Diptera; Drosophilidae
Product: cuticle protein LPCP-23
Exons: 1
Coding region: 1-540 (179 amino acids)
Source: RefSeq, a predicted model, not a curated record
AUGGCAUUCCAGUACGUCCUUCUCUCCAUCUGCGCUCUGCUCGGUGCGGCCAACGCUGGCCUCCUGGCUCCAGCCAGCUAUGUGGCAGCUGCUCCCGUGCUGACCAAGCUGGCCCAGCCACAUUACGACGCCGUCGGCACCACCCAGCAAAAUGUGGUGCGCUCGUUUGGUGGCACCGUCUCCACCUACUCCAAGAACGUGGUCACACCCUACUCCAGCGUCAGCAAAGUGGACUCCCGCACCACCAACAAUGUCUACACGCCUAAGACUGUCUAUGCUGCUGCUCCAGCUCCUGCUAUCACCUAUGCUGCUCCAGCUCCCGUACUGGCCAAGACUGUCUCGUAUGCUGCUCCCGCUGUCACCUACUCAGCGCCUGCUCCCGUGCUGGCCAAGACUGUCUCGUAUGCUGCUCCAGCUCCAGUUUAUGCCAAGAGCUAUGCCGCACCACUCGCUGCGCCCACGGCCUAUGUGAAGUAUUCGCCUGCAAUUAACGUUGCUCACGUUAGCUUCGAUGGCUUUGGCUCCCACUGGGGCUAUUAG